CAUAGUAAUUUCAAAGUUCUUAAUUAAUUUUUGUGGUUAAACCUUGCCUUUGGCAUUGCUAUAUAAACCCUAGCAUCACUUCUUUUGCUACACACCAAAUAACAACGUGUUGUUUUUAAUAUUUCUUAGCUAUAUCACAAAAUGGCUUCAAGUUCUAAGGUUCUUCUUUUUGUGCUUCUUGGUGUUCUUGUUUGUAGUAACAUUGAUGCAAGGAAGCUUGGGAGUGAUAAGGGUUUAAGCGAUGAGAAGACUUUCUUUCAUCGUCCAGGAUACGGUGGAGGUGCAGGAGGAGGUGGUGGUUUUGGUGGUGGAGGUGGUAGUGGAGGAGGGAUAGGUGGUGGUUCAGGAGGUGGAUUUGGUGCAGGUGCAGGUGGAGGGGCCGGAAGUGGACUUGGAGGUGGAGGAGGUUUCGGUGGUGGUGGAGGCGGUGGUGUUGGUGGAGGAUCAGGGUUUGGAGGAGGAUCAGGAUUUGGAGGUGGUGCAGGUGCGGGUGCUGGUAGUGGACUUGGAGGAGGUGGCGGAGGAGGAUUUGGAGGUGGUGGUGGUGGUGGACUUGGCGGUGGUGGAUCCGGUGGUGGAUUUGGUGGUGGAGCUGGAGGUGGAGUUGGAAGUGGUUUUCCAUGAUUAUAAAGAAGGAAACUAAUGUUUAUCAAGCACUAGUAUUAAUAACAUGUGUCUUUAUGUGUUUACCUAGUUUCACUAUUGAUUUGUUUCAACCAUUAUUGUAUUUCUUAAUUAUUUGUCGAAUUUUAAACAUAUUCUUAAACCGGUUAUAAAAACUUGUUCUCAGUCAUAUAUAUGAAGUAAACUUCUAAAAUAGGUUACCAAAAAA
This is a messenger RNA of Trifolium pratense (red clover), 832 nucleotides long. Its product is annotated as glycine-rich protein 23-like. Bases 142 to 624 code for a protein of 160 amino acids. The record is from RefSeq and is a predicted model, not a curated record. NCBI's taxonomy places the organism in Eukaryota, Viridiplantae, Streptophyta, Magnoliopsida, Fabales, Fabaceae. The transcript has a single exon.